GCUCUCGCUUGGGUCUUCUUGGGUCGGAAUCGUAUUCACUCCUCUGUGGAGCGAAAGGCUUCUUUCGAAGGCAGCAUCGUUGAAAAGAUUUUGGGUAGGAUUCGGGGCGUUCAGGUUGCCAGAAAGCAACGGCAAGCAUAUAAUUCGCGGGUCUGUCGUCACAUGUUCAAGGAUUCGUCGCUGGGAAGAGGCUGAUAUUGCAGAUAGACCUGGUACAAGCCAGUUGGGCUGGGGGUUUUGCUAUUGCAAUUGCACCGUUUGUUCGUCUGCCUAAGACAAAGAGACUUGUUUUAAAACCUUUCAUCCGUGAGAGUGAGUUCUUGUUUUGAGGAGAAUAUGGCUCCAGAGAGCAAUCACCCAUGUCCACCUUCGUCGUUUGAAGCUAAUUGUGGAAAGGGGAAUUUGGCGGCUACAGAUGAUGAAAAGGGGGAAGUUCUGAUGAACCAGAAUCAACUGAGGAUAGGAAGGCCCCCAAGACACCACAUGAGCUCCUCUCAGUUGUCUUCCGCUGUUGAAUUGGAAUUGGAGACUGGAGUAGUUACUGUAAAGCCAUCAUCAGAUGAACAUCCUCGUUUUGUACCGGUGUUCCGCUCUGGAAGCUGUUCUAACAUUGGGCGAAAGAAAUAUAUGGAGGAUGAGUACAUCUGCAUAGACAACCUUCUCGGACAAUUAGGUGCAGCAGCAGAAUCUUCUUGUCCUGGAGCUUUCUAUGGGGUGUUUGAUGGCCAUGGUGGCACUGAUGCAGCUUUAUUUGUCCAAAAGAACAUUCUGAGGUUUAUAGUUGAGGACACCCAUUUCCCGGUCUGUGCGAAGAAGGCUAUGAAGAGUGCUUUCUUGAAAGCUGAUAGCGCAUUUGCCAAAGCAGAUUCUCUCGACAAGACCUCUGGUACCACCGUUUUGACAGCCCUUAUUCGUGGAAGGACAAUGCUGAUAGCUAAUGGGGACUCUAGGGCGGUAUUGGGGAAGCGUGGAAAGGCAAUUGAACUGUCCACAGACCAUAAGCCUGAUUCUACAUCAGAGCGACCCAGAAUCGAGAAACUGGGUGGUGCUGUUUAUGAUGGUUAUCUAAAUGGUGAAAUAUCUGUUGCACGGGCCAUUGGAGACUGGCACAUGAAACGCCCUGAAGGCUCACCCUGUCCUUUGACUGCGGAGCCGGAGCUGCAGGAGAAGGUGCUCUGUGAAGAGGAUGAAUUCCUAAUUCUUGCCUGUGAUGGCUUGUGGGAUGUGAUGAGUAGCCAAUCUGCUGUUACAAUUGUGAGGAAGGAGCUAAUGAAUCACAACGAUCCUGAGAAGUGCUCGAGGGAAUUAGUUCGACUGGCACUUAAUCAGAACACGCUUGACAAUCUGACAGUAGUAGUUGUAUGUUUUUCAUCAGAUCCACCUCGGCUCGAGACACCGAAGUUAAAGAGAAGCAUAUCCGUCGAAGGUAUGUGUCUUAUUCGGGAUGCGAUGGACAAUAAUUCGUGAUUGGGAGUAAAAUCAUAAUUCAUUCUUCAUAACUUAGAAGAGGAAGGAGCCUUACUGUGUCUUACGGACAAAAGGGCCAUCAUUCGCCGUCAUGCCAUUGUGUAGCGGGCCAUUGAUGUCGGGGAAAAUAACAAAUGUUUGCCAGUCAUAUUUAGCUGAGUACAUCUUAACAUAAGAUUUUGUUCAUCUUAGAUCUGCUGUACAAGUAAUGGUUAAUUUCUCUCUCUCUCUCUCAACCUAGCACUGAAUUAGUGUUAUGUGAACAAGUAUAUUCAUACCAAAUCUGGAUUGCUUUGAUCCUUCGCUGAUUAUAAUGGAUAUGUAACAGGUCUUCUUUGUUCAAA
Eucalyptus grandis is the source of this 1811-nucleotide messenger RNA. RefSeq names its product probable protein phosphatase 2C 27. The record is from RefSeq and is a predicted model, not a curated record. Gene Ontology annotation, biological process: protein dephosphorylation. NCBI's taxonomy places the organism in Eukaryota, Viridiplantae, Streptophyta, Magnoliopsida, Myrtales, Myrtaceae. Gene Ontology annotation, molecular function: protein serine/threonine phosphatase activity; cation binding.